This is a messenger RNA of Coffea eugenioides, 639 nucleotides long. RefSeq lists its product as uncharacterized. The transcript has a single exon. Bases 1 to 639 code for a protein of 212 amino acids. NCBI's taxonomy places the organism in Eukaryota, Viridiplantae, Streptophyta, Magnoliopsida, Gentianales, Rubiaceae. The record is from RefSeq and is a predicted model, not a curated record.
AUGGCACCGUACGAAACUCUUUCUGGCCAGAGGUGUAGGUCUCCGAUUUGUUGGGAUGAAGUAGGUGAACGAAAGAUUUUUGACCCAACUGUAGUGCAUUGGAUUGAAGAGGCGAGAGAAAAAGUGAAAUUAAUACGCCAGAGAAUUCAAGCCGCACAGAGUCGUCAGAAGAGCUAUGCAGACAAUCGAAGGAAGGAUUUAGAAUUUGCAGUUGGAGAUCAAGUUUUCCUUAAGAUCACUCCUCUGAAAAUGAGUCUGAUGACAGGAAAAGGAAAGAAGUUGCAACCUAAAUUCGUAGGGUCUUAUAAGAUUCUUCAACGUGUAGGAAAUGUGGCUUAUAAGUUAGAAUUGCCACCAAAUUCAUCUCGGAUCCAUAACGUUUUUCACGUAUCCAUGCUCAAGAAAUAUCAUCCAGAUCCGUCUCAUGUCCUGCAACCGGAAAAUGUUGAGAUCGAUGAGGCACUGACCUAUGAGGAGAAACCAAUAAAGCUUCUAGAUUGUAAGGUGAAAGAACUGAGGAAUAAGCGAAUCCCAUUGGUGAAAGUUCUAAGGAGAAACCACGGACUAGAGGAAGCAAGUUGGGAAGUAGAAGAAGAAAUUCGAGAAAAAAUCCAGAUCUAUUUCCAGAUCAAGGUAUGA